Molecule: messenger RNA, 143 nt
Organism: Cetraspora pellucida
Lineage: Eukaryota; Fungi; Glomeromycota; Glomeromycetes; Diversisporales; Gigasporaceae
Source: the annotation of a GenBank genome assembly
CAUUGAAUGAUGAAAAAAGUGAGGAUUUAUUUUCUAUAUCAACUUUUACUCCCACAACACAAGAGCAAGACAAUUAUAUCGAAUGGGAGAAUAAAAAACUUGAAUUACAGUGGAAAAAUUUAGAAAUUCUUAGAGAAGAAAUU